Echinococcus granulosus is the source of this 480-nucleotide messenger RNA. RefSeq lists its product as hypothetical. NCBI's taxonomy places the organism in Eukaryota, Metazoa, Platyhelminthes, Cestoda, Cyclophyllidea, Taeniidae. Bases 1 to 480 code for a protein of 159 amino acids. The transcript has a single exon. The record is from RefSeq and is a predicted model, not a curated record.
AUGACGACAUUUGUGGUUUUCUUGCUGGUAUCACUGCCCUGUUUUGCCUUCGUAGGAAAUGCACGAACCGUGGAAGUAGUAAAAGAUGAAGAUGAUGGAAAGGUUGAUCAAGCCAGUGCAAGUGGCGUAAGUGGAAUGGAAGAGGGUAAGAAUGAAUAUGAAGAAGCCAUUGGUGGCAGUGACGGUGGUGGUGGUGGGAGAGGUGGCAGAGGCGGUGACAGUGGUAGGAGUGAUGGCAGGGUUUGUGACGGUGGCAGAGGCGGUGAUGGAAGAGGUGGGAACGGUGGCGGCAGCAGUGGCAGGGACGAAGGCAUUGCCAGUAGAGGCCGUGGUGUUGAUGAAAAUCGCCAUCAAAGCGGGACUAGUGACAAUGGCACCAACGAGAAUCCACAUCCGACAAUUUCCUCUGCAGUCUUCAAUUCAUCCUUCUUCCCUACCUGUCUCAACACUGUCUUCCUUCUUCUCUUUCAUUAUAUCUGA